Trifolium pratense (red clover) is the source of this 513-nucleotide messenger RNA. RefSeq names its product smr domain-containing protein C11H11.03c-like. The record is from RefSeq and is a predicted model, not a curated record. The transcript is spliced from 4 exons. The coding region runs from base 1 to 513 and encodes 170 amino acids. Lineage: Eukaryota; Viridiplantae; Streptophyta; Magnoliopsida; Fabales; Fabaceae.
AUGUUAUUGCUCCUUGCACCACUGAUAUCUAUUUUUGAUAGCAUUUCUUUAAAUAUACUCCUAGCAACACAGCACUUUAAGGCUGCAGCAGAAGCUUAUCAAACACAUGAUCAUCUGUCAGCACAACAACAUUCUCUAGCUGGAAGAGAGAAUCUUCGUGUUGCUCAAGAACAAAACCAGAAGGCAGCUGAAGAAAUUUUUAAAUUCAAUAAUCGCAAAAACAAAAUCUGGAGGGUAGAUUUGCAUGGUCUCCAUGGAUCAGAAGCUGUUCAAGCUCUUCAAAGUAGAUUAAAUGAACUUGAAUUGGAUAAAAUCGACAUCACUAUUUCCAGAAAGUUAAACUCAUUGGAAGUUAUAACAGGAGUUGGCAAACACAGUCGCGGGAAACCGGUACUCCCAACAAUUAUUAGAAGUUUCCUUAACCAAAAGAAGUAUCAAUUUGAGGACGUUAGACCAGGAGCACUUAAAGUUUGGCUUCAGUCGUCAUCAAGUCAAGCUAUUAGAAGCAGAUAA